AUUCAUUGUUUGAAAAUGGUGAGUUUAGUUUUAAAUUUUUGCAUGUUUGAUGAUUUAUUUAAGGUAGUGAGGUUGCAAUGUAAGACUGGACGUUUCAUUUUGUCCAAUAUAAAGUCCUCCACUACACUGAAGGACCUGCAGGCUGCCAUUAAAGAUAAAACAGAUGUACCACCUGAGCAACAAAAAAUAUUGCACAGUUAUCCUCCAAAAGAGAUCGAGUCAUAUGACAGCAAGUUAACAAUGGCUGACAUUGGCAUCAAGGAUGGAGACACUGUCACUCUGCAAGAGCUUCAGCAACCAAGAGGACACCGACCAAAAAAACAACGACAACCAGUUGCUCAGUUAGAAGCAGAUAAAGAUGUAUUAAUUACUGGAGAAAGUAAAGUUAUUAGUAAUGACACACCAUCAGGUCCACAAUCAUCUUCAUCAUCAUCAUCAGUAUCUAUAGCAAUAGGAGAACUAAAACGAAAAGUUGUCCCGGCAGAUAAUUCCUGUCUUUUUGCAAGUGUAAAUAUACUUGUCAAUGGCAAUACACCAAGCUAUGAACUCCGUGAGAUUGUAUCAUCAGUCAUUGCAUCACAGCCACACAAAUACACUGAUGCAAUGCUAGGGAGACCUAGAGAUGAAUAUGUUCAAUGGAUACUGAAGGAUGUAUCAUGGGGAGGUGGCAUUGAGUUGCUUAUCUUUAGCAAUUUUUAUGAAAUCGAACUUGUUGUCGUUGACAUUCAAACUCUACGCUUGGACAGAUUUGGUAAAGGUUAUUCUUCAAAAGGUUUCCUCAUUUAUGAUGGCAUACAUUAUGAUCCACUGGUUCUCUUAUCUCCUAAUGGUACAAUACUUCAAAGACUAUUCUCACAGUCAAACGAAUCAAUCACAGAAAGUGCUCUAGCUAUUGCAAGAGACUGCAAUCAAGCUAGACAGUUUACUGAUUUAUCUAAUUUCUCAUUAAGAUGCUUAGUUUGUAAUGAAUUGCUCAAAGGAUCAUCAGAUGCUCAAGAACAUGCCACUAAAACUGGUCAUACUAACUUUAGUGAAGUGUAAAGAAUUGAAUUUUACUCAAGCUCAGAUUAAUGAGAUUAUUUAAUUAACUCUGA
Messenger RNA from Amphimedon queenslandica, 1094 nucleotides. Its product is annotated as ubiquitin thioesterase OTU1-like. The coding region runs from base 16 to 1041 and encodes 341 amino acids. Gene Ontology annotation, biological process: protein deubiquitination; endoplasmic reticulum unfolded protein response; ERAD pathway. Lineage: Eukaryota; Metazoa; Porifera; Demospongiae; Haplosclerida; Niphatidae. Gene Ontology annotation, cellular component: nucleus; cytosol. The transcript has 8 exons. The record is from RefSeq and is a predicted model, not a curated record. Gene Ontology annotation, molecular function: protein binding; cysteine-type deubiquitinase activity.